UUUUUAUUCUUUUGCAUCGAGAUUUUGUAGGGGGUGGGGCUUGGGUUUGUCUCCCUCCCCCCCCUCCAAGAAGGGGCUGAACCCCACCUCUGGGCGCUGCAGGGAGAGGCUUCCCAGGAAAUUGAGCAACCGAGAAAGGGGUGGCCGCUUCCUGGAGGGGGAGCCUGGGCAGGGGAGACGGGAAGAAGAUCGCAAAGGGGCCACAGGAGCCAGCUCUACCUCGCCCCUUUAAGAUGGGAGGAGAGGCUCAACGGAGGGGCUGCGGGAGAAAGGAUGGGGGUGUCUGGGCUUCAGGAUGCUCUCAACAGCUCCUGGAAAUGGCCUCUGUGGGUGGAUGCCCCCUCCCCCUCCAACCAUCCCGCCCUCAUCCUGGCUCCCCCUUUUGCCCCGGCGCAGUCUCUUGCCGGUGCUGGUUUCGCGGUUGAUGGGCGGUUUCCCGGCGGCAUUGGCAGAGGGGCGGUGGCGCUGAGGGACGCUCUGGUCUCUGGAGGGCCUGGAAUUUCCGCAGAGGCCAGCGAGGGCGAGGCGGCGGCUAGAGAGAACAGAAAGAACAACUCACAGAGAAAUGCUCAUUAGCUCCCUUCGGAGACAUUUCUGAAAUUACAGGGGUGUAGGUGGAGGCACCCGAAUCAAGGGGACUCCCAGGAAGCCGGCCUGAGAAUGCCCAGGUCUCUCGCCACUCCCGCAGGAGGGAGCCUCGCUCUGCAGGGAGACAAUUUUGUGGUUUUCAUGCGCAAAUCUCCGCAGACCGGCUGUUGGGGGAAAAAAGUGUUAGCGGUCUCUCCCGGAUCUGCAAGGGGGAAAAAUUUGGAACCAUAAAGUUGAAAACUUUUUUCUCUCAGUUUGGAAGACACCGUUUGCCAUGAAUGGGACCCUCCACGUCCAGGAGAGGAGGCGAGAGGCGCAAAGGAGGGGAGAUUUCUCGCCUGCCGCUCGCGCUGGGGCUCGAUGUGAAUAUAUAUUAUGUCUGCCUGUUCUCCCCUCGUCGGUGGCUAAGGUCAGCCGCUUGGAACAGACCCCGGGAGGAGGGGGGCAGGUCAGGGAGGGGGGGUCCGGCGUGCCACGUGACCCCCAGGGGUGCCAAUGUCCGUUCGUGAGGGUAUCAGGCCCUUGCACUUUGCCACCCACUGCCCGGGCCUCGCCCAGCGAUGCAGAAAGCCACCUACUACGACAACGCCGCGGCUGCGCUCUUCGGAGGCUACUCUUCGUAUCCUGGCAGCAAUGGUUUCGGCUACGAUGGUCCCCCCCAGCCCCCCUUCCAGGCCGCCACGCACCUGGAGGGCGACUACCAGCGCUCAGCAUGCUCGCUGCAGUCCCUGGGCAACGCCACCUCGCAUGCCAAGAGCAAGGAGCUCAACGGCAGCUGCAUGAGGCCCGGCCUGGCCCCCGAGCCCCUGCCUGCCCCGCCCGGCUCACCCCCACCCAGCGCCGCACCUACCAGUGCCACUAGCAACAGCAGUAGCGGGGGCGGGCCCAGCAAAAGCGCCCCCCCCAAGUGCGGCCCCGGCUCCAACUCCACCCUCACCAAACAGAUAUUCCCCUGGAUGAAAGAGUCGAGGCAAACGUCCAAGCUGAAAAACAGCACCCCCGGCACAGGUACCAGCUCUCUGCCUUCCUCCUCGUCAGCUUUUGUCCGGGCCAGGAAUGUCACUGUUAUUCUAGCACCCAGCCCUAGGCGCCCGGUCGGCGGCCUGGAACAAUGUCAGGUAGCCAGGGCAGUGGCGCAUUUCCCCGUACCUCGCCUCACCUGGGUGGGCUCGGCUUUGGGCGGUUGGGUCUUCCCGAACCUGGAGUCGGGGAGAAGGGAGAAAAGCCAGUCGGAGGGCUGCGGCGGCGGCGGCGGCGGCGGCGGGGGAGGGGACAAGAGCCCCCCGGGGUCGGCGGCGUCCAAGCGGGCGCGGACGGCGUACACGAGCGCGCAGCUGGUGGAGCUGGAGAAGGAGUUCCACUUCAACCGCUACCUGUGCCGGCCGCGCCGCGUGGAGAUGGCCAACCUGCUGAACCUCAGCGAGCGGCAGAUCAAGAUCUGGUUCCAGAACCGGCGCAUGAAGUACAAGAAGGACCAGAAGGCCAAGGGGCUGGCCUCGUCGUCCGGGGGCCCCUCCCCCGCCGGCAGCCCCCCGCAGCCCAUGCAGUCCACCGCCGGCUUCAUGAACGCCUUACACUCCAUGACCCCCAGCUACGAGAGCCCGUCCCCGCCCGCCUUCGGCAAAGCCCACCAGAAUGCCUACGCGCUCCCCUCCAGCUAUCAGCCCCCUCUCAAAGGCUGCGGCGCCCCGCAGAAGUACCCCCCGACCCCGGCGCCGGAUUACGAGCCUCACGUCCUCCAAGCCAACGGGGGCGCCUAUGGGACGCCCACCAUGCAGGGCAGCCCGGUGUACGUGGGCGGGGGCGCCUACGCGGAUCCGCUGCCGCCCCCUGCCGGCCCCUCCCUCUACGGCCUCAACCACCUUUCCCACCACCCCUCGGGGAACCUGGACUACAACGGGGCGCCCCCUAUGGCCCCCAGCCACGGACCCUGCGACCCCCACCCCACCUACACAGACCUCUCCUCUCACCAUGCGCCUCCUCCUCAGGGUAGAAUCCAAGAAGCGCCCAAAUUAACACACCUGUGAUGGGAGAGGGAGGGCGGAGGGGCCAGGUCGUGGGGUGCGGACCGCCCUGUGGGGCUGGAGCUCCGGGGCUGGGGGGGGGGCAGGCUGGCGGUCUGGAAGGAGGAGGCUGAGGUGGUGGCCCGGCUUCCUGGGAAGAGCCGGCGCAGAACGCCCUCCCCUCCCCCUGGCCUCAAGGUUGCUUUCUCAAGUGCCCCAGCCCUUGUUCCCUCCGCUUGCCAACCCGUCGCUAAGGAAUCCACAGCAGAUUGGAGGUGACCCCAUCCACCGCAAGCUCCCGCGAUACGCACUGCAAUUCCACACUCGGGAGUGAGGUAGAGGAGGAAGAUAUAGGAAAACCAGGCAGAGAAGCACAUUUUAAAAAACGGAUAAGAUGGCCAGGCCAUCACUCACCAACCGACUUACCUUCCAUCCCUGUGGGUAAUUCCCCCAAGACGUGAUUUCCCCCCCCUCUCAAUUCUCCUUUAAAAGAAAAAAAAAAACAUUUUAAAACCGAGGGCACAAAGCAGGCUCCCCUCCCACUUCCUGGAGCCUCAAAUUUGCUCCCAUCCAUUUGAGGUCUAUUGGGCACUCCGUUUCUAACCCCGCAGUUUUCUGCUCUAGGACGUUAAGUCUACCCCACCCCCACCCGUUACAGAUUUCAGAGGGCUCAGGGAUGGUGAGAGAUCCUGAAAGUCAGAGCUGUCUAUAUUAUAAAUAUAUAUAUUUUUCUUUUAUGGAAAAGCUGGGAGGUGAGGGCAGGCACGCUGGUCAUCAGGACUGAAGGUGUUUGCCCACUUGCUACCAACCGCCGGCUCAGCUCCAGGUCCAUCCCCUCUCUCCACAGAAAGCAAUCAGUGACACGAGGUUCUAUACUUUUCUUUUCUUCUGUUGCUCUCUUGACUUCACGUGAAAACAGGGUAUAUUUUAACAAACUGUCUGUCCUAGGCAGGGGCUGCAGCCGGCCGAGGGCCUGGAACAGCCCUCUGACAGGACGCUUUUGUUGCACUUAGAGUUUACAUUUUAAUGGAUAUAAAAACAACUGUGAGAGGUGCCUGGGCCUGCAGGAGCCCCGCAUCGCUCAAGAAGCGUGUGUUCUAGUGAACAUUUUCAUAUAUAUUUAUUGGUUAUAGCCUGUUAAAAUAUUUUCUUUUUGUAUUAUUUAUCCCCCUACAUUAUGUAUUUAUAUGAGGGAAAAAGAAAAAAAUGUACUUUUUUUUUUUAGUAUUUACUUGUCAUUAAGGGACGUUGUGUUUCCUGUCAUGUAAAACCAGCUAUUUUAGUUAUUAUUGUACUCUAGAAAAGAGCUGUAGAUUUAUGUUAAACUCGUACUUAUGAGCAAUUGUAAUUAGUUCUAAAAGGCAUGAACUCAGCUCCUAAUUGUCACUGUAUAGUCCUGAAUUUGUAGAAUUAGAGUUAAUUCCCUCUUGGAACUUUCUUUGUUCUUCAGUAGUUACUUUUUUCCUUACUUAAAAGGGUUGUCUGUCAAACAAUUCUUGAAUAAACUUUCUGUUAUCAAUUU
Molecule: messenger RNA, 4113 nt
Organism: Condylura cristata (star-nosed mole)
Lineage: Eukaryota; Metazoa; Chordata; Mammalia; Eulipotyphla; Talpidae
Gene: HOXB3
Product: homeobox B3
Exons: 6
Coding region: 1149-2615 (488 amino acids)
Biological process (GO): regulation of transcription by RNA polymerase II
Cellular component (GO): nucleus
Molecular function (GO): DNA-binding transcription factor activity, RNA polymerase II-specific; RNA polymerase II cis-regulatory region sequence-specific DNA binding
Source: RefSeq, a predicted model, not a curated record